AUGACCGAAAGUCAAUAUGCACCGUUGACGCAAGCAGUGGUGCGAACGCUGACAGAUAAAUUGUAUGAGAAACGAAAAGCGGCUGCGUUGGAUAUCGAGAAGUUUGUUUUUGAUUUUCUUUUAUUGUUUCUAAUUAUUAUUGUUUAUUUUCGUUGUUAUGUGCUAUUGUUAGUAUUAUUAUUAUAG
Molecule: messenger RNA, 186 nt
Organism: Anisakis simplex (herring worm)
Lineage: Eukaryota; Metazoa; Nematoda; Chromadorea; Rhabditida; Anisakidae
Source: the annotation of a GenBank genome assembly